Molecule: messenger RNA, 633 nt
Organism: Dioszegia hungarica
Lineage: Eukaryota; Fungi; Basidiomycota; Tremellomycetes; Tremellales; Bulleribasidiaceae
Product: Derlin
Exons: 7
Coding region: 1-633 (210 amino acids)
Biological process (GO): endoplasmic reticulum unfolded protein response
Cellular component (GO): Hrd1p ubiquitin ligase ERAD-L complex; endoplasmic reticulum membrane
Molecular function (GO): misfolded protein binding; ubiquitin-specific protease binding
Source: RefSeq, a predicted model, not a curated record
AUGGCGCAACCGAUCGAGCAAUGGAUCACCGGCAUUCCCCCUGUUACUCGAACAUGGGUGGCAGCUGCUGUUGGCGCUAGUAUAUUAGUGGAAUGCCAGCUCGUUGCGCCCGUACAGCUGUGGUUCUCGUGGAAGGCGGCUCUGGGCAAUAUGCAGCUCUGGCGAUUCAUCACCACGUUCUGCUAUUUCGGUCCAUUAUCGCUAGAUCUGGCAUUUCAUCUUUUCUUCAUAAUGCGCUAUUCGCGCUUAUUAGAGGAAAACUCUUUCUCCAAUCGUAGAGCAGACUACGUCUUCCUGCUCCUCCUUUGUGCUGCCUUCCUGCUGGCUAUUGCCCCGCUCCUCACUAUGCCAUUCCUCUCGUCCUCCCUCGCCUUCUCAUUGGUGUAUAUCUGGUCACGGCGGAACCCAUCGAUCAAGAUGAGCCUCUUUGGGGUGAUCACUAUCACCGCACCGUAUCUUCCGCUCUGCCUGGUGGCGUUCUCGUGGCUUCUGCAAGGCGGCUUCCAGGCAGCUAUCGGCGAUAUAGUCGGAAUACUAGCUGGGCACACCUACGUCUUCCUGCAAGACUACUGGCCCAGAGAAAUGUGGAGCCGGACAGGCAAGGGCGAGGUGCAAACACCGCAAAUACUGUGA